AUGUCACAACGCUGGGAAGCUCACGGCCUCCCCGACCGAGCAGCAUCGGAUGCUCACCGCCCCCAGCAGCGGCUCUCCGUGGCGGGGCUCCACCAGCGCGCGCACUCGGUCACGGACCCCUACCAUUCUGGCGCGCGGCAUCGCCAGCAGCAGACGGUCCGGCCGGUGUCGGCACAGGGCCAGCGCCGCGACAGCCCGCAAGCGCUGCAUGGACACCGAGGUCCUGGUGGAGGGUCUAGCACUGCCGCGAAUGCUCAGGGCGCAACGGCGUCAGAAUACCGCACGCCAUCCGCGGCCGAGUUCUAUGCUGGGGUUUGGCAGCCUCCAUCGUCCCCUAGACAUUCAAACGUCCCCAGCGUCGGGGGCUAUCAGGCCCCGGAGCAACCAGUCUAUGCUUCCGAGCCAGCGCUAGCAGGGGGUCUUUCGUACCCCAUGUCUCCGCCAUAUACGCCCGCUCCUGCUGCAUCCUAUGUUUCGCCCGCCCUUGGGUAUACGUACACGCCGCCGCCGCCGCCUACACCGUCGAGUCCCUAUACACAAUAUCAAGAAUAUCAGCAGCCAUACCAGACACGGCCGUUUUCACCGGUUUCGCCACAGCAGCCUAGUGUUGCUUGGCAAACACACCAGGAGCCGCAAGUGCCAUAUCAGCAGCCCCAGGGUCAAUAUGCGCCGUACCGCCCACCGGUUCCAGCCCUCAAGGUAAACCACCAGAGCAGUAAUCCGCCCUCGGGCACAACAGGGCAGUCCUUUAUUGCCGAGCUGCCGGCAGACGAGAUACCGUCGGCCCGGGUGAAGCCUGAACACCAGCAGGCGGUAGAGCUCAUGGCUGGGACACCGGUAAAGAAAAAUUCCGUCCUUGGAGAGGAUACUGCGGAACGAUGGGCCGACGAACUCGGUGAAAGGUUUGAAAAGACAAAGAUCGACGGUCAAGACGGCUACUCGGGCUUGGUUGAGGUUCCGGCACCAUUGCGCAUCCGCAAGUCGACAAAGAAGCCAGGUGACAACUCGGUAAAUUCUGCCGUGACCCUCAGGACCGGAGAAUUCGGUGGGUCGUCAAGUCAGCAACAGCAGCAGCAAGAGCUGGACCCGGCGCAUCUGAUCCAUCAGCAUUUAUGGUCAGGGCCUCGCCAAGGGCCAACUCCAUAG
Messenger RNA from Pyricularia pennisetigena, 1146 nucleotides. RefSeq lists its product as uncharacterized. The transcript has a single exon. The record is from RefSeq and is a predicted model, not a curated record. Lineage: Eukaryota; Fungi; Ascomycota; Sordariomycetes; Magnaporthales; Pyriculariaceae. Bases 1 to 1146 code for a protein of 381 amino acids.